Molecule: messenger RNA, 751 nt
Organism: Macrosteles quadrilineatus (aster leafhopper)
Lineage: Eukaryota; Metazoa; Arthropoda; Insecta; Hemiptera; Cicadellidae
Exons: 5
Coding region: 308-709 (133 amino acids)
Source: RefSeq, a predicted model, not a curated record
CUUAAUCAGAAAUUAGGGUACAGUUUCUUAACUGGGCUAUGCCAAUAUCGAUUGAAACUAUCGAAUUGAAAAUAUUGAUUAAUAAUGAAUAUUUUUCAAUAUAUUUAUUAUAAAAUUAAACUAUCAUAACCUAACCUAACCAACCAAACUUGUUGAUGGUGAAAAAAUCGCAUGAAGGUUUACUAGAAUCUAUAGUUUCAAUCGAUAUUAGCAUAGCCCAGUUAAUACUGUUAAUACUGUUCAAUGAAAUGGCGACCAUACAUAGUAAGCUGUAAAGAAAAGUUGCUUUGCAAGAUUUCUACCCAGAAUGGAUUAUGAGAAGCGCUUGUCUCACCUAAGAUCCUCUAUUGAUGAUGCAGACCGUGCUGUAGAUGAAUUCGAUGACAAGUUCAAUAAAAUUCAUAAAUAUAUAGGAACAUCACAGUUACCUGAUACUUCAGUUGUCUUCGAUAGUUACCUUCCACUCGAACGUUCAAAGCACAAGGAGUUUAUUGAAUGCAUAUCAACAAUAUAUGAGAUUAGAAACAUAAAUCAAAAUAUGUCUACAUAUGAAUCAACAAUGAGUUCAGCAAGACUUAAAUCAUCAUUGCAACUUGAGGAGGUUGAACAUGAGAGGAACGAACUUAUUCUGCAGAUGCUGGAGAGAGAGGUAGCUAGACUGCAGUCCUUCUACUCAAGGCUUGAGUGCGGGCAUGGCAGAGGUGUAUAAAUAUCAUGUUAAACGUUUACAAAUAAAUAAAUAUUUCAGCAA